Messenger RNA from Trypanosoma brucei brucei TREU927, 660 nucleotides. RefSeq lists its product as hypothetical. The record is from RefSeq and is a predicted model, not a curated record. NCBI's taxonomy places the organism in Eukaryota, Euglenozoa, Kinetoplastea, Trypanosomatida, Trypanosomatidae. The transcript has a single exon. The coding region runs from base 1 to 660 and encodes 219 amino acids.
AUGUCGGACGACUUGGUAAAGAUACUUGUGCUCGGGCCUAGCAAGAGUGGGAAGUCCACUGUCACCAACUUCCUUGCUGGCACACGUGACACUCCUACAAAGGAGUAUCAUGAAACCAACCCACUGCGUGUACUCGAGGUGGAGAUUGCGCUUGACGAUACCCGGCGAUCGGGGAGGCAGGCGGCGGGCCUGAAGAAAGCCGUUGUUCAGUUGUGGGAUGUCGGUGGUAGCAGCAAGCACCAGGCGGGAUGGCCGGCCAUUGCUUCCAAUGCAGAUGGAAUCAUUUAUGUCUUCAACCCUGAGGUAAAAGGGUCAGAGAAGGAGCUGUUGCUGUGGUACAAAAAUUUCGCCCUCAAUCAGGAUGAACUCGACGACGACAACAACUUCAAAAUGCGUGUCACCGAUGGCCACUCCCUGAUAUUCUCGCACCACUCCAGCUUACCAGAGUUUGCUGUCGGUGACAACGCCAUACCUCCAAUGCCAAAGCAACUGCAAGGGAUCCGCGCUCUCGAAACGUCGCUCGACUACCAAAGUGAUAAUUUCAAAGAGGCGUUUGAUGCACUGGUGGAGCAAAUCAUCGCUUCGCGGCUUGCGGCUGAGGAGAACGAUUUACUGCAGAAGGAACGGGAAGCAAAAGACUAUCCGCGGCUGAAGCGUUGA